AUGCGCUCAAGUGGUUUAAGUGGUGGGAGGGUCCGAGGCUGGCGCGGGGGAGUGGGGGUCUUGGCCGCGCUGGUGGUGACCUUCUCGCAGCCCUUGCUGGUGGCUGCGGACCGGCUGGCGGCGCAUUACCUGCUGCCGUACCUGUCGGACUCCCCCCCCAGCAGUCAAGUGACGGUGGAGUUCUGCAACCUUUUUCGGAUUGUUGAGAAGCCGUACUACGUCAUCUUUGCCUCUUGCUGGGUUUGCGCACUGAUGCAGCAGCUCAUCGAUACCUCCCGGUACUACGAGGAGCGGCAUGAGGAGCUCAGCAAAACGCAAAAGUGCUACGUGGGAGUUCAGUUGUUCACGCUGGUGCUCGAAACCUUUGCCAUUCUGUGCAAGAUUGACUGGCUGGCCGGUGAGAGCCUCUGGCACAUGUACAACUUGUACGUCUAUGUGUUUGUGCACUCCUCUGUCUUCGUGCGCUCCAUCAUGAUGUCCAUGAUCAUUUGGGACUGGCUGCUGGCCCGGCUGCUGGGCCGCCCCAUCUUCGGCGCGGACUACGACGGCCAGGGCUGGCGCGACUGGCACCGAGCCGUGCUGCUGGUGGUGAUCAUGCAGUUCGGAUCCUCCAUGUUUGUCAUGAUGGUUGUGACGUUGACGCACGCCAUCCCAGCACUGAUCAUUUACUAUCCGGUAUUUCUGCUGGCAGCCGCCUUCAUCAUCAAGUUUCGCUCCUGGCUGGAGCUGCUGGGCCUUGACCCAGACGGCCGCGCCGGGCGCGGCUUGGUGAUGGCCAGCAACUCCUUCGUCGCUGUGGUGUCCAUUCAGACAAUGAUCGCGUCCAUCAUCCGAGUUUACUUUGGAUCUGCUUGGAAACAUGGCUACCUGACUCCCUUGACGCCUGGAUGCACCCAGUCGCGCUUGCUUUGGCCCCUUGAGCCCACCAAGCCAUGUCGCGCCAUGCCUCCGCCGCGCAUCUCGCAAUUUUGGGCCUAG
Molecule: messenger RNA, 978 nt
Organism: Effrenium voratum
Lineage: Eukaryota; Dinophyceae; Suessiales; Symbiodiniaceae
Source: the annotation of a GenBank genome assembly